UCCCCGGAACCCUUGACAGAAGUGCUCUAUUUGCCACGCAGAUCGGACGUUUUUGACUCGCAGAUAGAUUUCGGUUCGCUACGGUGCGAUUUGAAGUGAGAAGACUGAGUAAUUGGAAAAAAUAUCCAAUUUGAAUAUUCCAAAAGUGAUACUUGUGAUUCCAUUUGUUGUGUAAUAAUGCCACGCAAGAAGCGCGCCUCCAGCCCCAUGGAUCUUUUUGACGACGAUUUCGAUGAGGAUGCCAGCUCCCAAAGCUCACAGCCGCCUGUGCAGCGGAAUGCGGCCAAUGCCCGGGAGCGAAUGCGGAUGCGGGUGCUAUCCAGUGCCUACGGACGUCUGAAGACCAAGCUGCCUAACAUUCCGCCGGACACGAAGCUCUCCAAGUUGGACACGUUGCGUUUGGCCACGCUCUACAUCAAGCAGCUAAUUACGGCAGUCGAGACUGGGAGCAAUGGCAGCCACAGUCACACCCACAGCCACUCCCACUCGCACAACCACCCGCACAACCACAGCCACCACCUGAACCACAGCCACUCGAGCACCACCAGCUCCGAGGGCCUGGACACGAGUCACAUGGCGGAGGGAUCCGGAGCAGGCAAUUACCAUUUCCACAACAACGGACACGGCAUGAGCUGGCCCUUUGAGUUCCACCAGAGCAGUCGUGGCCUGGCCUUUGCCUCGACGUGCUCUUCAACCACCUCCUCCGCUCGCAUGGAUUGGCAAUCACUGCAUCCGCAGUCGUAUCCAAAAUCACGGGGCGAUGCCCAUGUUCCAGCGGAUCUCAGUUACCAUCAGGCGCCGGAGUCCCACAGUCACUGGUAUCCGGCGGAAGUGCAUCAAGUAGAGCCAACGACCAGCUGCUCCUAUGAAACCGGAAUGGUACAGCAUCAACGGGGGAUAGCCAUUGCCACCAGUCACGCCCAUGGCAUUUAAAUGGAUAUACAAUAUGCAAUCUUAAAUGUUGUUCUCACCCAAGCCUAAUGUAAUUUACCUCCUAGUAAGUGUAUUAAAACGUGAUUUACCUUUACAUGUAUUCGUAUGUGCAAGCCUGAACCUGUUGCUAUAAGGCCAAAGAUUGGUGUUACCUCAUGAUCUUCUUACUAGCAAAUAUAUCAAUGUUUUAACGGAUAA
Messenger RNA from Drosophila rhopaloa, 1131 nucleotides. RefSeq lists its product as uncharacterized. NCBI's taxonomy places the organism in Eukaryota, Metazoa, Arthropoda, Insecta, Diptera, Drosophilidae. Gene Ontology annotation, molecular function: RNA polymerase II transcription regulatory region sequence-specific DNA binding; protein dimerization activity; DNA-binding transcription factor activity, RNA polymerase II-specific. The record is from RefSeq and is a predicted model, not a curated record. The coding region runs from base 178 to 933 and encodes 251 amino acids. The transcript is spliced from 3 exons. Gene Ontology annotation, biological process: regulation of transcription by RNA polymerase II; developmental process.